CCACAAUACCUCAGCCCCCUCCUCCUCCUGCCCUGUCCUCAGCUUCUGUCACUCGCUCUGUAGACUUUAGUGAGAAAACCAGGCGCCUGAAUAGAUGGGCUGCACUAUCAGGCGCUAGUUUGUUUUGGAUGGACGUUUUCUCCGCUGCUGUAGACGAAAUUCAUCCGUCUUUUGGAACAAAACGUCCGUCUUGCUCUGUUAAGUCCUUUAACGUCCAGCAUCCACCAAAUCUCCGCUUCUGAAACACAGAUGCCACUUCUCCUGCAGUAAGAACCAUGAAAUUGCUGUGGAGCUGUGUGGUCCUGUUUCUCUUGGGCUGUGUGUGUGACCUCACGUUGUGUUUGGACCCCAGAGAUCCCAAUGUGUGCAGUUUAUGGGAGAGUUUUACCACGUCGGUGAAGGAGUCGUACGCUCAGCCGUUUGAUCAGGUUUAUGAGGAGCCCUGCUCUGAACCCUGGAGGGCCAACACAUGCACUCGACACAGGAUCACGUAUAAAACGGCGUAUCGUCAGACGGUGAAGAUGGACUAUCGCAGGAGGUAUCAGUGCUGUCCGGGAUACUAUGAGAGCAGAAAUAAAUGUGUUGCGCGCUGCACCAAAGAGUGUGUUCACGGGCGUUGUGUUGCCCCAGAUCGCUGUCAGUGUGAAGGCGGCUGGCGAGGAGACGACUGCUCCAGCGCGUGUGAUGAUCUUCACUGGGGUCCAGAUUGCAGUAAACUGUGCCAGUGUCAGAAUGGAGGCCAGUGUGAUGUUGUUUCUGGUUCCUGCCUUUGCUCUCCUGGAUUCACAGGCACGCACUGCCAGGACCCAUGUCCUAAGGGAUUCUUUGGGCAGGGCUGUCUACAGCAGUGCCAGUGUGGAACAGGCGGCUCCUGCAACACAACAACAGGAGAGUGUGUGUGCAGAGAGAGAGUAACUGGAACACUAUGUGAUGAGCCAUGUUUAAAGUCUCGCCGAUGCCGUCCUCGCUGCUCAUGCCAGAAUGGAGGCAUCUGCCUGGGCAAAGGAGUGUGUCUUUGCCCACCUGGAUGGACGGGGCCUGUGUGUACGGAGCGUUGUGCUGAGGGGAGGUUUGGUGCAAACUGUGCUAAGGAGUGUCUGUGCCAUAAUGGAGGUCACUGUGACCCGGAGAUAGGCCAGUGUCAGUGUGCUGCUGGUUUUACUGGUGAGAGGUGUAAGGAGGAGUGUGCUGUGGGAAGUUACGGUCAGGACUGUAAAGGUGUGUGUGACUGUGCUAACGGCGCGCGCUGCUUUCACAUUCACGGAGGCUGCCUGUGUGAGCCUGGCUUCAGCGGCCCACAGUGCUCUCAGAGGAUGUGUGCUGAGGGAGCGUUCGGCAUGCACUGUGAACACAGCUGCCUCUGCAGCCCCCAGCACACUCACAGUUGUCACCCACUGAAGGGAGAGUGCACCUGCCAGCCUGGGUGGGCGGGACUUUACUGUAAUGAAACCUGUGCUCAUGGUUACUUUGGAAAUGGUUGUCUUCAGCCCUGCCUGUGUGUGAACGGUGGGGUGUGUGAUGUGGUCAGCGGGGUGUGCAACUGUGCACCAGGAUACACAGGAACUCACUGUGAGAAGGACUGUGAGACGGGUUUUUAUGGGAAGGAAUGUUCCUCUAAAUGUACCUGCAAAAACGCCAUCGCCUGCUCACCCACAGAUGGAACCUGCUUCUGUAAAGAGGGAUGGAGGGGUCCAGACUGUUCCAUCCCAUGUUCAGAAGGAUCGUGGGGUCCAGGCUGCAAUGCUAGCUGUCAGUGUGCUAACGGAGCGGGGUGUGAUCCGGCAGACGGCUCGUGUACGUGUACAGCAGGCUGGAGUGGAGCGCUGUGUGACCAGCCCUGCCCUGUCGGUACCUAUGGCCCUGGCUGCCAGCACAGAUGUGACUGUGUCCAUUACAGAGGCUGCCACAGCGUGACGGGACAGUGCCUGUGUCUGCCUGGCUGGACAGGUCCGCGCUGCACAGAGCAGUGUCCAGACGGAUCCUGGGGUCAUCAGUGCAACCAGAGCUGCUCCUGCCUGAACAGCGCCUCCUGUCUGCCACACAGUGGUACUUGCUUGUGUAAGCCUGGAUACUGGGGACCUCAGUGUCAGCACGUGUGCAGUCCGGGUGUGUAUGGGGAGAAGUGCAGCCAAAAGUGUCCUUCGUGUGUCCACUCCACUUCCUGUCACCAUAUCACAGGCCAGUGCCUGUGUCUGUCCGGCUACACAGGACCACUCUGUGAACAAGCCUGUCCAGUUGGCUACUAUGGAAAGCAGUGCAGUGGUGUUUGUAGGUGUGCCAACAAUGCAACAUGUCAUUAUCAGGAUGGCUCGUGCCAUUGUCUCCCAGGCUGGGCUGGAGCAGAUUGUUCAGUGUUGUGUAAAGCUGGGACAUUUGGAACUAACUGUGCUCAGACCUGCUCUUGCUUACCAAACCACUUGUGUGACCCUCAUUCUGGAGAGUGUGUGUGUGAACCUGGACCAGGCAUGGACUGCAAACAAGAGAGGGUGGUGAGUGUGAUGAUGCCUGUGUCUCCGGUGGAGAGAGACUCGUGGGGGGCUAUUGCAGGUAUUGUGGUGCUGGUGAUGCUGGUGGUGCUCCUGCUGGCCCUGCUGUUGCUUUACCGCCGCAGACAGAAAGACAAGCAGAGUAACACUCCCACUGUGUCCUUUUCCUCCACCCGAACCGUCAAUUCGGAGUACGCUGUGCCAGAUAUACCCCACAGCUACCAUCAUUACUACUCCAACCCCAGCUACCACACACUUUCCCAGAACAGACCUCCCUUACCCCACGUUCCCAACAACCAAGACCGGGUCAUCAAGAACACCAAUAAGCAGCUGUUCUGCAGUCUGAAGAACAUGGAGCGGGAGAGACGAGGCCUGUUUGGGGUGGACACUAACGCUACUUUACCUGCUGACUGGAAGCACCAGGAGCCCCCUAAAGACCAAGGAGCCUUUGGCAUUGACCGAAGUUACAGUUACAGUGCCAGUCUUGGGAAAUACUACAACAAACAGCUCAAGGACUCCUGUGUUGCUGUGAGCAGCAGUUCUCUAAACAGCGAGAACCCGUAUGCCACCAUUAAAGAUCUGCCCGGUCUUCCCCUGUGCCCUCCCGAGAGCAGUUACAUGGAGAUGAAAUCUGCUGUUCCACACGAGAGAUCCUACACUGAGAUAAACCCCCCGGCCCUCCCCUCCACCAGCAUCUCCUCCAGAGAACAAAGUCACCUUGGAAAUGUUCCUGAACAGGAGUCUCAGAACCAUUACGACCUGCCGGUCAACAGCCACAUCCCGGGACAUUACGACCUGCCGCCGGUACGUAGGCCCCCAUCACCAUCACCACGAAAACUGCCCCACUGACCCUGAAGCACAAUUAUACCUGUAAUCACCUUACUGCUCUCUCACAAACUGGAGGAUUACAUCGUGCUCCUCUUCUCUUACGAAAGUGAUUACUGAGGAUAAAUCUACCCAACGAUACGCCAUUGCAAAACGAACGGACAAUGAGGACUGGGCUUAUGAAAUGAUGGUGGUUAUUGAUUUGCUUGACCAAUGAUUUAAGGUCUAAUGAAGAAGGGGUAUUAUCAUCAGCCUGACUGACCUCCAUCCAAAGUGCAAAAAAGGAAAAAGAAAAAAAAAAGCUCGAAAGAAUGAAUGGAUGUAACAGCACAACACUGCCAUCUGCUGGACUCCAAUGUGGACUAUACUGAACACUGUUAAAUACAGGAUUUUUCUCCAUUCAUUAAAGCAUAUGUUUAUAUAUAUAUAUAUAUGAAAAACAGGGUUCUGAAUGCUUUUGCUGUUUAGAAACAUCAUUAUGUAUUUCUUCAGUUGAAUUUUCAUAUAAAUAGGACUGACCUAUCAUGGGGUAAAUGUUACAGUUUUCACAGCUUUAUAAUCUAUUUCAGUUGUUUUUUGCCAGGUUUUUUACAUUUUGCAGCACUUUUUACAUUGUACAACCUCUGUUUCUCUGAAUGUCAGUUGAAUGUAAUCCUUUAAGAAUGUAAAUAUUGUAAAUAAACUGGAUGUCUGGAUGAAA
This is a messenger RNA of Astyanax mexicanus (Mexican tetra), 4011 nucleotides long. RefSeq names its product platelet endothelial aggregation receptor 1 (gene pear1). The transcript is spliced from 24 exons. Lineage: Eukaryota; Metazoa; Chordata; Actinopteri; Characiformes; Acestrorhamphidae. The coding region runs from base 276 to 3335 and encodes 1019 amino acids. Gene Ontology annotation, molecular function: protein binding. Gene Ontology annotation, cellular component: membrane. The record is from RefSeq and is a predicted model, not a curated record.